Molecule: messenger RNA, 5846 nt
Organism: Girardinichthys multiradiatus
Lineage: Eukaryota; Metazoa; Chordata; Actinopteri; Cyprinodontiformes; Goodeidae
Gene: ildr2b
Product: immunoglobulin-like domain containing receptor 2
Exons: 7
Coding region: 3089-5290 (733 amino acids)
Biological process (GO): pancreas development
Cellular component (GO): membrane
Source: RefSeq, a predicted model, not a curated record
CUGUUUUGAGACAGAAGAGGUCCGCUUUGGUCUAAGCCCCUCUGAAACUGCCUGUUAGCUUUGGCCUCCAAGACAAACUAACCUGUGGAAAAGAAAAAAACACAACAACAAAAAAUCUGAACUCUUAAGUCUGAGACUGAAAAUCUGUGUUAAGUUCUUAAAACAGGGGUUUCAAGCUCCAAUCUGUGAGCCUUGCUGUCUUGCAACUUUUUAGAUGUAUUAACACACUUGAUUGCAUCUGAGGAGACAUUUCAGCCAUUUGAAUCACCCUUCAAGGACUACAGUUUCACACCCCUGCCUUAAACUGAAGUCUGUGGCAACAUUCAGUAUUUCCUGACUCCCAGCAUUCUGUAGAAAGCAGAUACUGUGUCUUAAUAACCAGUUGUAUUUGGACUACUAACAGAAGACAGCUGAGAACAUAAGACGUUUCUUUUCCUUUUAGUUCCUGCAGAAUAAUUUGCAGAUAUAUAUUUUUUGUCUCUACCAUACCCCCUGCUUAUCCAUCUAUCCAGGCUGAGCUAAACUCAUUGUAAAAAGAAAGCACUCUCUCUCUCACUUCUAGAUUUUAAACACAUAAUCGGAUCUUUUCCAGGUUCCAAUAUCAAUCUAACCUCAACUUUACACAACUACACUCUAUAGAUUUCAUCACCUCACCAUUUAUUAAAUACAGAUGAAGCCAAAUAGAAAGUUUCAGAAAAAUCUGGUUCACCCAAAAAACUGAAGAUACAUGUAAAAUAUGUAAUAUAGAAUUUCCGAGCGGGUGUACUUUCUCAUUUUUACUGAGUGUAUGCGCUGGUUGCUCUGUCUUUAUAUAUAUUCAGAGGAGAUGACGACACCCUUAAUCAUUUAGAAUGCUUUCCAAACAGUUAAUUGGUAGUAAUCUUUGUUGUGACAGUUUUGAGAAGCAUGAAUGAAUAAAUGAAUGAGAUUACUUUGUUUCAUAUCAAGCAGCAAAUACAAAACAGGUCCAAUUGCUUUCAUUUCUCUCCUCUCUAAACUGAAAAAAUUUUAUCUCUUAAAAACACAUUCUCACUGAAGACUCUAGGUUUGGAUUUUUCUUCUCUAACUAACUGAUCCCUGGUCACAUUUUCAAUACUUUUUUUGGAUUUGUUUGCUUCAAACUCUUAAACUUUUGCACCCCUUUUUUCUGGCAAAUUCCCCUCAUAAACUCCUUCAUGACUCACUCCAUAACCCUCCAAUAAGUCUUUGCUCCUCAGAGCUGCAAAGCCCCUCGCCUUUCUCCAGUUACUCCGUGUCUCAUGGUAUGUGAGUACGGGUGCAAGGCCAAGGUAGCAAGAUUACUUUUUUCUUUGCCCUCCACACUCCUUACCAACCGCUUACUCUGCACAUUUGGUAAGCUCUCUGCAGUUCCAGGAGUGUUUGGUCUCUGCUUGCAGACAGACAGAUCAUUUGCUGGCCUUUACUCUAAUCACAGUUGCUUUCACUCUCAUAAUAAGCACGUGGAACAAAAACAAGUGGCUUAGCCUCAGCAUGCAACAGUUUUCUAACUGAUGUAACUUAGUCUGACCUUUUUAUUUUUAAUAAUAAGAACAAAGACACAUUGUAUUAUUACUACAACACAACUUGUCUAACUGUAUUUUAAUGAGUUGCUGUGGAAAAGUGUUGACCUAAAAUUUAUGUGUCCCAGAAAACCUCCCAUUUGCUCUUUGGACCUGCUUCUCUAAUUGUCGCAUAUGUGUGUAUGCAUGUAAAACGUUUAACAUCAUGUUUUUCUAAUCAUUUGUAUGUGGCUGUAAUGCUGGCAGAUAUAUGUCAUGUAAACCAUGAAAAAAAAUUGCUAGAACUUAGGCUGAAACAAACAGAAAAUAUAAUAUUCUGUAUAACUUUUCGCUACACGGGCCAAAAUCUUAAAAGUACUUUUUUAUUAUUGUUGUUAUUAUUACUCCUUUAUUUAACCAGGAAGUUCCAUUGGGAUCAGAAAUCUCUUUUAUAUGGGAGACCUGGCCAAGACAACAGCCACCCCAAAUCAGAAACAUGUAAAACAAAAUAAUAUUACACAAUAAAUAAUACAAAUGACACAGCAAUGAAAACACAGUGACUUCUAGAAAACAAACAAUGAUGUUCUUUUCUAAUUGUAUUUUUUAUAAAACUCUUAAAAACCUUAAUGGAUGUAGGUGUUUUAAGUUUAAGAACUUUUUGUAGAUUUAUCCAAACCAUGGUGCAUGAUAGGAAAAUAUACCAAAACAUGUGUAAAAACAUACCAAAAUUGUUGGUUAAAAGUGUCCAACCAACUCAGUCAUAGAAGAUCUAGUGAUGAGUCAGAGAUUUUGCAUUUGAGAUGAAAUGUAAAGAAGCCAGAUACUCAGAAUCAAGGCUCCUUGUAAUGAAUAGCUUCGUUACGUAUGCUGGAACACUUAAAAUGCUGUUUUGUUGAAAGAACAAAUUACACUGUGAAAGAGAUUGGAGUAUUUUAUUCUUAGUUUGUGGCUGUUUUUAGGCAGCUUCUUCUCAGCUGGUACUGAUGAUGACCUGUCUUGGUAAACAAACAUAACAAAUGGAUAAAAUACCAGUAUUGUGACCAGACUUUGGAAUUAAUUGUUUUCCAGUGUAUUGUUAAACAAAUGACUUACCUCUGUCUCUUCCUCUGUAGGGUGUUUGGGUUAAAAGAUUCCCCAGGGGCCUGAGCACCUUUUAAAGGUUCCGGAAGAGACCAUUAUAAAUUGAAGGGGAGGAGUAAACUGUGUAUGUUAGUCUUUAGUGUUAAUGACUUAAGCCUAGGUAGAGACUUGUUUUGGAAAUGUUUAGUAAUAAUGUUUGUUAAAUAAAGUGAUGUUUUAGCUAUGUUGUAUGUAUGUUAGUGUAUAUGUUUGUUUCGCCUGUCAUGGUAGGUCUGUUAAUGGGAGGAGCUAUAAAAGGCUGCCGGUUAAAAAAUCUCUGGCUGUAGCUGUGACCAUGUGUGACUUGUGUAACAGGGUCUUGUACCUGUAUGUCUUCAGUGUUGGUGAAUAAACACCCAGUGGGCCUGCACCUUUUAUCUGCCUCAAGCCUCCUGGCUUAAUCAGCUGCCAAGGGCCAUUCUAACAAGUGGUGUCAGGAGAGGUAUUGGAGUCACAGAGUGGAGUUAAGGAUGACAAAAGAAAGAGAAAAGAAAAAACAGGACCAACAGGUGGAGCCUGAUGAUGGAGUAAAGCCAUCCACUGCUCAGGGGGGCGCAGCAGCUAGCAACCCUGAGGAGAAGAUUGAGGAGCUUAAUGAUUUGGUUAAAUCACUCAUUCGGUCUCAGGCAGCAAGAGAUCAGCAGAUGGAAAAAGAUGCCUCCCGUCAAGAGCAAAAAUGGAAAAGUAUGCAGCACCAGUUUCAGCAAAUACAGCUACAAGUUCAUGAAAUGCAGCAAGACCUUAGAGGUGAACCUCGAGAGUCUGGAGCAUGGCGGUCUCAAGCUGACAGUGAUCCAGGUGAGGGGACAAGCCAACCAACCAAUCCUAUCAGACCAGAGAGGGAUCUCAGCAUGCACAGAGAACCUAAAUUGCAUCCUCUUUCACCUAAUGAUGAUAUUGAAAAUUUUUUGACUACUUUUGAAAGAAUGGCUCAAGUCUGUCGAUGGCCAAGAGAUGAAUGGGCUAUCCGGCUUAUUCCCCUACUGACUGGUAAGGCACUAAGUGCUUAUGUCUUAAUGGAUAUUGCAGACUCAGAAGAUUAUGAAAAGGUGAAGGCAGCCAUAUUGCAAAAAUAUGAGAUUACAGCUGAAACCUAUCGGCGACGCUUCCGUUCUGUGGACAGCUUUCCUGGGGAGACUCCGCAAGAGCUUUAUGUGCGCCUCAAGGACAUGUUUUCCAAGUGGGUUAAACCAGACAAGGCAACCGUGAAAGAAAUUUCAGAGACAAUGAUCCUGGAACCGUUUCUGCGGAUGGUCAACCCUGAGCUGGAAGUGUGGCUUCGUGAGCAUAACCCAAAGACAGCAGAGAAUGCGGCACAACUCGCAGAGGUCUUCACAGCAGCGAGACGAGGGACAAAACACAGUACUUUUGCCCGGGACAUCAACUUUGCCCACAAAAGCAGGACAGGUGAGCAGGACGAUCUUCUGCCUGGGUUUGAUAUGGAGAUCAUGCCAGAGUGGGCGUUUGUGGGCUCCGUGGUCCUGGGCAGCAUCCUGUUCUUCUUGUUGUUGGGGAUCUGCUGGUGCCAGUGCUGCCCUCACUCCUGCUGCUGCUACAUCAGCUGCUGCUGCUGUCCUGAUACCUGCUGCUGCCCACGACACUUGUAUGAGGCGGGGAAGAUGGCGAAGACCCGACAGGCAGCUCAGGUUCCUGCUCAGGUUCCCAUGUAUCCUUACUACAUUCCCAGUGUUCCUACUGUGGUCGCUCUUUCUCCUUCAUCCCAACUGGACCCAAAGAUAUCAUCGAUCACCUCAACAGAAAAUAACCUGGCUGGAGCCAGCAGCAUGUCAGAGCUGAGCUCCCUUCACGAAGGAGGGAACAAUGAUUUCAGACGCAACUAUCAGACAGUCCAGAUGAAGGCGAUGCCACCCAUCCUGGACCGAGAGGACCAGGUGAGAGCAGCUCCGCCUGCACAGAGUCGGAGGCCCAGACGAAAUGAUGAUAAUCUCUCCGACGAUGAAUUGGAGCGAAGGUGGAAUCCCCGCUCAGAGCACCUGCAGAGGAAGACGUUAAGCAGGCGAGGCCGCACCGGCUCCCUGGAUGAGCUGGAGGAGUUUGCUCGAUGUUACAGCUCUCAUGCUGGACGUCCUGAGCCCCCAGACCGACUGUAUGGGCGGGAUUAUAGCCCUCCGAGACGUUUCUACCGAGAUGAAGAUAACUGGGGCCGCCGUAGCCCCUCACCUUUACCACAAAAGAGAAGGGAUACAUGGGACAGUGACCGUCCCUCUCGACCACCCCUGAGCAAAAGUUAUGACGAUGGCUUCCUUACCAGCGUGCUGGAUAGGAAGGUGAGAGCACGGGGAGGGGACAGGGGUGCUGGGAGAGUGGAUGAAGACAGUGACACACCCUCUAAAGGCAGCUCCAGAGGAAAAGGCAGCGACAGCUACUACAGCCGGUCGCCCAGCCACCGUCCAGAUGAGGAUGACCCUCUGCCUCCAUACUCUGAGCUGGAGGCAGAGCGGUGCCGCAGGGCUGGCCUGACCACAGACAGGUACCGCACAGCAGACCCUCCCCGAUCAGACAGAUACAGGACCACCGAGCCAGCCUCGAGGCCUUUCUCCUACACUCGUCCCCACCAGGGCAUGUCCCAGAUACUACAAGCGGGCAGAGAGGAGCGGGACAGGAGCCGAAACUUGAGCGCUGCACUGAGCAGGGACUCUCUGAUAGUGUGAGCCUCCACCCGCACAGAGCUGCUGGUUCGCUCGUUUUUUCCGUCCUGCAUGCAGUAACACAAGAGAAGCUAACUGUCCGCACCAGCAGCUGCAUGAAGUCUGGCUCUUCUUGAAAUAACCUCACUGGGAAACAGCAUUAGAUGAAGGAAACCAUGAGAAACAAAGAACUCAGACUGAGGCAGGCAGCCUCUCCUGUUAGUGCUUGAUGGUUUCAGGAUUAUACUUGUGCAUCAAUUAUACUGUAUUUUAUGUAUUUUUACAUGUUUAUUUUAUGUAAGGUAUGACUUUUUUGUUCAUUUUGUUCUAGUGACUAAAUUUCCACAAGUGCCAAGAUGGUUUUUUUUUGUCUGCCAAUUUCAGAAAACACAGCUGUAACUCUCUGCAGCCUCCACUCUUCCUAUUUAUGCCUCAGUACUCUGUAACUCAGGUUUAUUCUGUAUUUUUACAUUUGAAUUGUUCAUUUUUUGUGACUGUUUGGAAAUACUGCACCUUGAAUUUGUUUUGCAAAUCAUUAUUGCACUGUUUAGAUACUUUUUAAUAAACAAAUCUUUCCAGA